Messenger RNA from Ruditapes philippinarum (Manila clam), 2986 nucleotides. RefSeq names its product deoxynucleoside triphosphate triphosphohydrolase SAMHD1-like. Lineage: Eukaryota; Metazoa; Mollusca; Bivalvia; Venerida; Veneridae. Gene Ontology annotation, molecular function: protein binding; dGTPase activity. The coding region runs from base 173 to 2104 and encodes 643 amino acids. Gene Ontology annotation, cellular component: nucleus. The record is from RefSeq and is a predicted model, not a curated record. The transcript is spliced from 17 exons. Gene Ontology annotation, biological process: dGTP catabolic process.
GUUCAACUUCAUUUGAGAUGUUAUACAGUAGCGUCAUCUCUUUAUGACUAAUUGAAUUAAUACAUCUAGUUAAUCUGUAAAAGUUAUUUUAGUGGAUAUAAGUUUUUGUGUAGGAUCUACAGGAGAUUUAUUGAAGGAACUGUUUAAAUCGGUGUCCUGGUUGUAGGACAAGAUGGCAGCUUCUUUGUUUGGAUUGGAGGAAGACCUCGUCCCGCUCUCACAGGAAUCUGAUGACAAUGAAGAGGCUCCCAGACCACCGAAAAGGUUCCGGUGCAAUUCGUAUGAAAACACGAACCAGAACAACAGUUCACGAUCGCAUAACCGUGAUUGGGAGACAUGGAAUAGUGAUUUACUGGCUUUCAAGUUAGAGGAGCAGGGACUUAAGGAUGUGGCAGACAUAUUUAAAGAUCAAGAGAUACCAGGCUGUGUCCUGCCUAAACUGACCGAAGAUCACCUGGAUAGAUAUGGUAUAAGUAAACUUGGGAAGAAGCUGCAGGUUAUGAAGUUUAUAGAGGAUGUCACAAUGAAAGUGAUAGACAUUGACAUGGAUGAAAGGAAUAGAAAGAUAUUUAAUGACCCAAUUCAUGGACACAUAGAGUUACAUCCCUUGUGUGUUAGGAUAAUAGAUACACCACAGUUUCAGAGGUUGCGCUUCAUCAAACAACUUGGAACCUGUUACUUUGUGUAUCCAGGAGCUACACAUAAUAGAUUCGAACAUUCUUUAGGGGUGUGCCAUCUUGCGGGACGACUUGUUCGAGCGUUAAAGGCCAGACAACCUAAGUUAGGUAUAACUGAAAAAGACGUUCUUUGUGUGGAAAUAGCUGGUCUCUGCCAUGAUCUUGGUCAUGGACCUUUCUCUCAUUUAUUUGAUGGUAAAUUUAUUCCUCAUAUGUGCCCAGACAGUAAAUGGAGGCAUGAAGAUGCGUCACGUAUGAUGUUCCAUUACAUGUUGGAGGAGAAUGAUUUACGACCAGUGUUUGAGCAAGAAGGACUUUCUGCUACUGAUAUAACCUUCAUCGAAGAACAAGUCACUGGACCAAAGAAAAACUAUGAACCUGGGACUUGGCCAUAUGAAGGAAGACUGAGAAACAAAAGCUUUUUAUAUGAGAUUGUUGCCAACAAGAGAAAUGGUAUAGAUGUUGAUAAAUGGGAUUAUUUUGCUCGAGACUGUCAUAUGCUGGGUAUAAAGAAUAACUUUGACCACAAUAGAUGUAUACAUUUUGCACGGGUUCUACACGUGGAAGGUGAAUGGCAGAUUUGCUCAAGAGAUAAGGAGGUUGGAAACUUAUAUGAUAUGUUUCACACAAGAAGUACACUUCACAGACGGGCAUACCAGCAUAAAACCACAAAUGUAAUAGAUACUAUGCUUGUUGAAGCUAUGAUAAAAGCAAAUGAUUGCAUUAAGUUUGCUGGAAAAGAUGGAAGUGAGGUAAGGAUGUCAGACACUAUACAUGACAUGAAGGCGUACAGUCAGAUGACAGAUCAUGUGUUCUUCCUGAUCCUCAACUCCACAGACCCUAAACUACAGGAAUCUAGAGAAAUCCUUAGCAAUAUCAUGAAAAGAAAUCUUUACAAGUGUGUUGGUCAGACACAACUUAAACAUGAACAUACUAUUUCAAAGCACCAGCUACCAAAGAUAACAGGGGAGAUAAUUUCCAGAAUAAAUCCAAUGGAACGAAAGAAUUCAAACCUAAGAGAUGACAGUAUCAUUGUACAUUUGGUAUACUUGGAUUAUGGAAUGAAGGAUAAGAAUCCGAUAGACAAUGUACGAUUCUACAGCAAGGAAAAUCCAGACAGAGCCGUGAGAGUCAGGAAAGACCAGGUGUCGAACCUGUUACCGGAAACAUUUGCUGAACAGCAGAUCCGAGUAUACUGCAAGCAAGUAGAUGAGCCAACGUUAAAUAUGGUGAAAGAUGCAUUCAGAGGCUGGUGUAAGGAUAAAAAUCAUCCGCCACCAAAGGGUGGUGAAGUGAACUCCCUUGAACUGACCCCAGUGAAGAGACAGGAAGAUCCAGCCACGCCUACAAAUUCUGUACAGAAUGGAAACUCCAAGGAUCUCACACCUGGAAGUGCAGGAAAAUUUAAGUCCCGCCUCUCCUUCUAAAUAUUUGUUUGCUGGGGAGAUUAGAGGAGAUCAUAAGUUGUGGUUUAUAUUUGUCCUGGCUUUAAUAUUGAGAACAAGCCAUACCUUAGAUAGAAAAGUCAAAGUAGUUAUUGUCAUUUUGUUAAGAGAACUUACAGUUUUAAGAAUGUUGAGUUAGAUGAUACUUUUGAGAGUAAGAUUAAUUGGUGAUUGAGAGAAAAAAAGCAAAUAAAAAAUUGAUAACAGUAGAAGCAAACAGAAGUUGAAGUGGAAACAUACCAAUUAAGAGUGUUGAAAAUAUGGGAAAUUUUUAGUACUGGUUAUUGUAUAGGGGUGUUUAAAUAUUGCACAGAAACAUAGUUAUAUACAAGUAACCUAUUAAUUGUUUACUGUUAUGUUAAAAUGUAUAUCAUAAUAAUAUGAAUUGUAUCUCUUUUUGUAAAUGAUUACAAGAAUGGAAGGAAAACUAGAUCUAUAUUCCUCCCAGUUUUUAUUAAGAUGAAUUUUCUGAGUGUGAAUUAGAUUUUUAUUGUAUACACUGCCACUCUCAAUCUUUUAAGAAACAAACUUAAGCAAAAUGGUUUUUCAAAAACAUUUGUGUUACAAAUUCAAAAUUUAAAGUUUUAAAGGUCCACGCCUACAGAUAAAAGAAAAUAAUGAAACUGACUAUGAAUAUGUAAAGUUGUUCACAAUCCAUGAGACUUGGCUGAAUUUUUUAUUUUAUUUUAGAAUUUUACUUUUUCUGUUACUAUUAAGACCAUAGAGAUAUUUUUGGCAUAAUUUUGACCCAUUUUAAUUAGAUUUUCUGGAUUGUAAAUGCCUAAGACUAGCUUAGAUUAUUUUUCAAGGCUUUAAAAAAAAAAUUUUUUCUAUUUUAAACACUUUGUAAAAUUUCAUUAAAGU